This is a messenger RNA of Strongylocentrotus purpuratus (purple sea urchin), 1357 nucleotides long. Its product is annotated as solute carrier organic anion transporter family member 3A1-like. NCBI's taxonomy places the organism in Eukaryota, Metazoa, Echinodermata, Echinoidea, Camarodonta, Strongylocentrotidae. The transcript is spliced from 8 exons. Gene Ontology annotation, biological process: sodium-independent organic anion transport; transmembrane transport. Gene Ontology annotation, molecular function: protein binding. Gene Ontology annotation, cellular component: membrane. Bases 84 to 1286 code for a protein of 400 amino acids. The record is from RefSeq and is a predicted model, not a curated record.
UUCACUAUUUUCACAUUGCCUGCAACCUCCUGAAGGACUGGCCAGAAAAGGCCGUCGUGGUGGUUGAUCUGGAAGAGAAGAAGAUGAAAGAAAAACGUGCGAAUGAAGAAGAUGAUGAUCAACCUUCAACAGCUUUCUUGAUAAAGAGCAACCUUCCAGGUCCAGACUCAACAUGUUUGGGUAUGGUCAAAGGUUACUUCUCUGCUACACGUCGCCUUGCAACCAACAUGACGUACUCGACGUUGAUCAUCUCAUCCAUUUCUGAUUCGAUCAUGUUCGCUGGUUUCUUUUCGUUUCUUGGACGCUACCUGCAGACACAAUAUGACGUCACGCCAUCGAUGACGUCAAUAAUACUCGGUUGUGCCUCCACCCCUUCUGGCGUCGUUGGGAAUAUGCUUGGUGGAAUGUGUUUCAAACGACUCAAACUAUCUCUGAAAGGCCUUUGCGGAGCCAUCAUUACCGGUGGCUGUUUCACGCUUUUCAUUUUGGGCAUGUUUUUCGUCGUUAGCUGCGACACGUCACCCAUUGCUGGUCUGAAUACCCCCUAUCCAGACGGUACUGAAAUGAUUGGCAGGGAUGUGCCAAUUGCGUCUUGUAUGAGUGGUUGCACUUGUCCGGUGGGCGUGUAUACUCCCGUCUGUGGAUCGAAUGGGAUUACAUACGUCACACCAUGUCACGCUGGCUGUAAGGAUCAAAGUUUUGAUGAUGAUAGCGACCAGAUGAUAUACUCCAACUGUUCAUGCAUAGGAUCAAAUGCGUUCCUGACCACCCCGGCAUACGAGGAUGACACAUCUGUACCUGAAAAAUGUUCUACUUCCUGCACUACCAAGAAAUACGGCUUCAUUGCCCUCCUUGCUCUCUUGUUUUUGUUUUAUGCUUUCUUGAAUGUUCCUUGUUUUAUUCUAUUCAUUAGGACAGUAGAUAAUAAGGACAAAGCGGUUGCUUUAGCGUUCUCGAGCUUACUCCAGAGAGUUUUAGCAUUUAUACCGGCUCCGAUCUUUUUCGGUGCGGCCAUUCAGACUACAUGCAUGAUGUUUCAGGAAUCCUGUGGCAUUACUGGAAACUGCCUCGUCUACGACAACAUUCGCUUAUCACGUGUUAUUAUCGGACUAGUCUUAAUCUUUAAAGUCAUGGCUUUGAUCAUGUACACGAUCUGCUACUUUACGAUUCGACGAAAUGAAUCAGGGGAGUACACAUAUCUCCAACUUUGCCAACAAGAAACACCGGAUGACACCAAGUCAGCUGAAUCCGCUAUGUGUACCAUUCCAUAUGAGACCACAGUUUAAAGGCCCACUGUACUACUCGUAGCUACUUGCUCCCUCUAUAUAACAAACAAUGUCUAAUCGGUGACCAAUGG